Messenger RNA from Plasmopara halstedii, 1902 nucleotides. Its product is annotated as DNA polymerase sigma. Gene Ontology annotation, biological process: RNA 3'-end processing. The coding region runs from base 1 to 1902 and encodes 633 amino acids. Lineage: Eukaryota; Oomycota; Peronosporomycetes; Peronosporales; Peronosporaceae. The record is from RefSeq and is a predicted model, not a curated record. The transcript has a single exon. Gene Ontology annotation, cellular component: TRAMP complex; nucleolus. Gene Ontology annotation, molecular function: poly(A) RNA polymerase activity; mRNA binding.
AUGAAGCCGCGUGAUGCUGCUUCUGUCAGUGGGUAUCAUCGAACCUCCAGCGUUGCAGUAGCCCAUAUACCGCGCAAACAUGGCAACGAUAGCAAGCGAAAAAGCAAAGGCGCUACGUUGCGAUUACAGCAUCCUGAGGUUCCAAAGGCACUCGGGCCCGUCGGCCCAGCCAGAAAGCAAAAGAACUCGAAAAUGCAGCAAAAUAACUGGCUGCAAGACGUGAUUGAGUUUUCGCAUCAAGACAGCGCUAAUCUUAAUUCGGGUAUAGCCCCGAGAAAAGUUUCCUCGAAGUCCUGUUCCGUUCCCAACAAGUCUUCCAGCUGGGGAUCGAGGCCCAUGAACCAAGAGAAAGCAAAAUCAACGCCGAUAAGUGUAAAGGCUGAACACGCAGUGGCGGAAGCACUUCAUGAGGAGAUUUUGGCGUAUAGCUCUUACACAAAAAAGAUGGUGGACAAGAUGGCUGUGCACGUUGAACAAAUGAUCACAAAUGUACGUGCUAGCGUCCAAUCGAUCUGGUCACAUGCCAAAGUUGAAACAUUUGGGUCGUACUCAACAGGUAUUUGGCUACCCAGUAGUGACGUGGACCUUGUGAUUUUAAAUGUGGUUGAGAAUAAUGACUCGCUGCUGAUCUCAAAACACUUACGAGAACUGGCAAAAGAGCUCGAGACAAAGGCUUGGGUUGACUCGGUAUUGUGCUUAGAUACAGCUAAAAUACCAGUGCUGAAGCUUAUGACUGCUGAACCGUCCGUGCCCAUCGACAUCACAUUCGAGUCGGCAGCGACCCACAGCGGAUUGCUCGCGCGCGAUCUUAUCAAGCGCUACGCUGACACCAUGCCUGAACUCUAUCCCUUGGCGAUUGUGAUGAAGCAGUUGUUACGGGAACGCGAUCUGAACGAUGCGUAUACAGGUGGUCUUAGCUCGUAUUCGGUUGUGCUCAUGAUUAUUCACUUUUCGCAGCUGUGGCGAAAUGGGGACCUGUGCUUUCAAGCAGCCUCAAUUUACGCGUCAGGAUCGCUGCCACCUGAGCCGUCCAAGAUGCAAGCGUUUAAAGAGAAGCGUUUACGGAUAGAUUUAUCUUCUAAAAACGGUAAUGGUAAGCCUGUCGACACUUUGUUAACCGAAAGCAAAACAGAACGGCCCGAAAUAUCCACAGUUGAUCAACAGAAGAAGUCAGUCUCGUUGCCAGCUCCGUCUUAUGCAGCGAUUGUAGCAAGACAACAGGCUGCAGUGAACGUGAGGUGCAGCAGAUUGUCUGAACCAAAAUUAAGCUAUGCUGCGGUUGCAGCAGGUAUUGCUGGAGUGUCUAACUCCAGUAAACAAGCUAAAACUCCAUCUAGCUAUGCUGCAGCGGUAUCUACACCAGCGAAACCAAAAUCUUCUACAGCCAAUUGCAAAAGCGAAAAGAUGCCGAAGCAGCAUACAUCGCUAGAUUCGAUCAGCGUAUCAAGCAGCAACGCGGACACAGAGGAUUCGAGCUCAUCUUGCAGUCGCUCUUCCUCAGUCGAUAGUGACGACGAGGUGCAGAUACAGCAAAAGCCACAUCUAUCACUUGGCCAGCACUUGAUGAUGAUUUUUGAGUUUUUUGGCAUCAUUUUUGAUUAUCAAAAGAACGGACUUUCCGUGCGCAAUGGAGGAUACAUUUACAGACUUGCGGACUGUCAUCGCUUUAACGUUGGCAAACCAGCAUUGGUAAUUGAAGAUCCUAUCCAUCCAGAUCGUAAUGUCAGUGCUAGCAGCUUUGCCUUCCCCAAAGUGGUGGCGCUGUUUGAAGACUCGUAUUACGCUCUCAGGUACUUUCGUACGUCAAAAUUCACACCAUCGGCUUUGAGCUGUUUGCUCAGUACGUCUGGUCAUUUAAAUCAUACCAUCAGUCACAACAAAGUACGUUCUGCUCCAUCAUAG